CCGCCGCCGUCGGGCCCGCGCCGCGCAGCCCGCCUCAGGCGGGAGCGCGGGGCGGGAGCGGGAGGCCGGAGGCCGGGCCCAGGCCCGGGCAGCCCCCUCAGCCGCGCCGCCCUGGGCCGGCGCCCAGGUCCGAGCCGCCUUCCGCCCGCUCCCCACCCCACCUUCCCCCCCCUCCCCGCCCGCGGCCCCAGCCGGGUCCCGCCGCCAGGCCGGCUCCCGCCCCCGCUCCGCCCCCGGAGCCGCAGCCCCGCCCGCCACCGCCGUCGCCAUGUUGUGGCUCCCGCAGCCGGCGCUGGCGACGCGCGCGGCCGAGCCCGGGGCCUGCAGCCGCCGCCGCCGCCAGGUAGUGUUUGGAAACCAUGUGCCUAGGCAGAUGUUAUGCCUUUCUCCAUAGCUCCACACUCCCAGCAACGCUCACCACACCCUUGUUUUGAGAACCUCUCUGAGUCAGUCCAGGAGCAAUCUGCAGACGUGUAUUUGGAAGCCACUGGACCAGAUCAUUUCUGAGGUCCCCUUCAGCUCUAACAUCCUCCCCUGCCAGCAUCCAGCCAUGGGGGAUAUGAAAACUCCAGAUUUUGAUGACCUUCUGGCUGCCUUUGACAUCCCAGACCCCACCAGCCUUGAUGCCAAGGAGGCCAUCCAGACCCCCAGUGAGGACAAUGAGAGUCCCCUCAAACCCGCAGGCAUGUGUAUGGAUGAGAGCGUGUCCUUGUCUCACUCAGGAUCAGCCUCAGAUGUGCCGGCCGUGAGUGUCAUCGUCAAGAACACCAGCCGCCAGGAGUCGUUCGAAGCGGAGAAGGACCACAUCGCUCCCAGCCUCCUCCACAAUGGAUUCCGGGGCUCAGACCUGCCUCCAGAUCCCCACAACCUGGGUCACAACUGUGGGAAAUUUGAUUCAACUUUCAUGAAUGGAGACAGUGCCAGGAGUUUCCCCGGCAAGCUAGAACCUUCCAAGUCAGAGCCGUUACCGACCUUUAACCAGUUCAGUCCAAUCUCCAGCCCAGAACCUGAGGAUGCCAUCAAAGAUAAUGGGUUUGGAAUGAAGCCCAAGCACUCUGACGGUUAUUUUCCACCCCCUCCUGGGUGUGGGCCUGUGGGGGGCCCAGUCCUGGAGGCUCUGGCAAAGUUUCCGGUCCCAGAGCUGCAUAUGUUUGAUCACUUUUGUAAGAAAGAGCCCAAGCCAGAACCUCUGCCCUUGGGGAGUCAGCAGGAACACGAGCGAGGUGGGCAGAAGGUGGGGGAGCCUCACAAGGAGCUGGAUGCCAGUCGAUUCUUUGGGGAAGCUUUGGAAUUCAACAGCCACCCCAGCAACAGUAUUGGAGAGCCUAAGGGGCUUGCCCUGGAGCUCGGCACCUGCUCAUCAGUCCCCCCUAGGCAGCGUCUGAAGCCAGCUCAUUCCAAGCUGUCCUCUUGUGUCGCAGCCUUGGUGGCCCUGCAGGCCAAAAGAGUGGCCAGUGUCACCAAGGAGGAUCAGCCUGGCCACACAAAGGAACCCUCAGGGCCCACUAAAGAGGGCUCCAAAGGCAGCCCCAAAAUGCCCAAGUCACCAAAGAGUCCCCGGAGCCCCCUGGAGGCCACUAGAAAGAGUAUCAAGCCCUCGGACAGCCCUCGGAGCAUCUGCAGUGACAGCAGCAGCAAAGGCUCCCCUUCGGUGGCUGCCAGCUCCCCACCAGCAAUUCCCAAAGUCAGGAUCAAAACCAUUAAGACGUCAUCGGGGGAAAUCAAACGGACCGUCACGAGGAUCCUGCCGGACCCUGACGAUCCCAGUAAGUCCCCCGUUGGGUCCCCUCUAGGGAGCGCCGUUGCCGAGGCCCCGAGCGAGGUGCCAGAGGAUGAGGUCACGGCCUUGCCCGCGGUGGAGCGCUCUCCUGAGGCGGGCGCAAACGCCGGGAGCCCCCAGGGUGACAAGAAGGGGGACGAGAGCGCGCCGAAGGCCAGCGAAUCUUCGUCUUCCUGCUGCAGCUCCGGGUCUCGGGCCCCAAAGGGGGCUGCCCCCGGCCCGCAGACGGGCAGGAAGCAGCAGCAGAGCGCAGCGCCUCAGGCGUCCGCGCCGGCCCCCGCCAGCCUCCUGCCCAAGGCCGUGCACCUGGCCAACCUGAACCUGGUCCCCCACAGCGUCGCCGCGUCAGUCACGGCCAAGUCCUCCGCGCAGCGGCGGAGCCAGCCGCAGCUCACCCAGAUGUCCGUGCCCCUGGUCCACCAGGUGAAGAAGGCCGCCCCGCUGGCCGUGGAGGUCUUCAACAAGGUCCUCCACAGCUCCAACCCCGUGCCCCUCUACGCGCCCAAUCUCAGCCCGCCCGCGGACAGCAGGAUCCACGUGCCGGCCAGCGGGUACUGCUGCCUGGAGUGUGGGGACGCGUUUGCCUUAGAGAAGAGCCUGAGCCAGCACUACGGCCGGCGGAGCGUCCACAUCGAGGUGCUGUGCACGCUGUGCUCCCAGACGCUUCUCUUCUUCAACAAGUGCAGCCUGCUCCGGCACGCCCGCGACCACAAGAGCAAGGGGCUCGUCAUGCAGUGCUCACAGCUGCUCGUGAAGCCCAUCUCUGUGGACCAGAUGUUCGCGGCCGCCCCCGCGAACUCCCCGGCCCCGGCCGCCCCCGCCGCCCCCGCCGCCCCCGCUUCCCCCAAACACGGCCCGGCUCCGGGCGGUGCGGGCCCGGCCCUUCCGGCUCUGCCGCUCUACCCGGACCCCGUGAGGCUCAUCCGGCACGGGAUCAAGUGUCUCGAGUGUCACAGGCAGAUACGCGACUACAUGGCCAUGGCUGCGCAUUUCCAGAGAACGACGGAGGAGACCGAGGGGCUGACUUGCCAGGUGUGCCAGAUGCUGCUGCCCAACCAGUGCAGCUUCUGUGCCCACCAGCGGAUCCACGCCCACAAGUCCCCCUACUGCUGCCCGGAGUGCGGGGCCCUCUGUCGCUCGGCCUACUUCCAGACCCACGUGAAGGAGAACUGCUUGCACUAUGCCCGCAAGGUGGGCUACAGGUGCAUCCACUGCGGGGUCGUCCACCUGACCUUGGCCUUGCUGAAAAGCCACAUCCAGGAGCGACACUGCCAGGUUUUCCACAAAUGUGCAUUCUGCCCCAUGGCCUUCAAGACUGCCAGCAGCACCGCGGACCACAGCGCCUCUCAGCACCCCACCCAGCCCCACAGACCCUCCCAGCUCAUUUAUAAGUGCUCCUGUGAAAUGGUCUUCAACAAGAAGAGACACAUUCAGCAGCAUUUUUAUCAGAAUGCCAGCAAGACGCAGGUGGGCGUCUUCAAGUGCCCUGAGUGCCCACUGCUGUUCCUGCAGAAGCCGGAGUUGAUGCAGCACGUCAAGAGCACCCACGGUGUUCCCCGAAACGUGGACGAGCUGUCCAGCCUCCAGUCUUCGUCGGACACGGCCUCGAGCCGGCCUGGCUCUCGAGUUCCCACCAAGCCCCCGGCCGCCAGCGUGGCCGCUCGGGGCAGCUCCCUGCCCUCUGGCCGCUGGGGCAGGCCCGAGGCCCAUCGCAGGACCGAGGCCAGGCCCCGGCUGAGGAACACUGGCUGGACCUGCCAGGAGUGUCAGGAGUGGGUUCCUGAUCGGGAGAACUACGUGUCCCACAUGAAGAAGAGCCACGGUCGGACGUUGAAGCGGUACCCGUGUCGGCAGUGUGAGCAGUCCUUCCACACCCCCAACAGCCUGCGCAAACACAUCCGCAACAACCACGACACCGUGAAGAAAGUCUACACUUGCGGGUACUGCCCAGAGGACAGCCCCAGCUUUCCUCGGCCCUCCCUUCUGGAGAGCCAUAUCAGCCUUAUGCAUGGUAUCAGAAACCCUGAUUUGAGCCAGACGUCCAAAGUCAGACCUCCGGGUGCACAUUCCCCUCAGGUGAGCCAUCUGAAAAGACCGGGCAGCGGAGCCGGGGACGCUCCGGGCACCAGCAAUGGCGCGGCCGUCUCUUCCACCAAAAGGCACAAGUCCCUGUUCCAGUGUGCGAAAUGUAGCUUUGCCACAGACUCGGGGCUCGAGUUUCAGAGCCACAUACCUCAGCACCAGGCGGACAGCUCCACGGCCCAGUGUCUCCUCUGCGGCCUGUGCUACACCUCUGCCAGCUCCCUCAGCCGCCACCUCUACAUCGUCCACAAGGUGAGAGACCAGGAGGAGGAGGAGGAGGAGGAGGAGGAGGAGGACGCGGAGGCGGUGGCGGAGGCCGCGGAGGCCGCGGAGCCAGAGGAGGGCUCCGGGGAGGAAGUGUCCAUGGAGACCAGGGAGAACGGACUGGAAGAAGGUGCCGGAGAGCCUUUGUUGGGCGACACAGAGGCGAGGUCGCCAGGCCCGGCUCCUGAGGAGGACGGAGCCCAGGACGCUCAGAGUCAACCACAGGCCUCUCAGGACCAGGACAGCCACGCUCCGUCCCCUCAGGUGUGACCGGAGGUGUGGCAGCGUGCGUGGCCGGAGGGGUGCCCCGGGCGUCCUCCGUGUGCCAUGGGGACGGUGGGAGAUACGAGGCUCUGCCCCGGUGUGCCCUGGAGCAGUGCCCGCCCUGAGCUGUGGGGUCUGGGUGUCCCCCAGCCCCGGGCAGUGUGCGGUCACCCGGGACCCUGACAGCUCUGAAUUUGCUUCUGUUAUUUAUGGCUUUGUGCUGCUUCUUGGUACCCCAGCUCUUGUCUGUGUCCUUCCAACCCCAGGCCGCGUACGUGGCCCGGCCCCAGCGCCGUCGUCUUGGCCUGAAACCCCUGGGCGCUGUGCUCUUCCGGGAGGUCCCCGCCCGCUGCCUGCAGCCAGGGCUCUCCUGGGAGCUCUCGCGGGCUGCAGACGGGCCGCUCUGCUUCCUGCCAGCGGAGCCGGAGAAGGGGGUGAGGCUGCCGGCGCGGUCCUUCCUGGGGAGCUCCGCCCGGGCUGGCCUGCGGAGGGCCCUCAAUCACCCUGCCCUUCCUUCCUGUCUUCUCGGAUUCUUUUCCCCCCAAAACGGUCCUGGAGAAUUGUCACCCGGGCCCCUCCUGUCUGUGCGGGUGGGAGAAGGUUGUGCAGCACACUGGUGUUUGGACCCCGGGAGGGCAGGCGCCGCGGCCCAGGCAGGCAGGCACCGAGAGGCACACCCCCUUCAGAAGGAGCCGUGCGCCCCUGUUCUGCUGCUGUUCCGCCUUUCCUGACAACUGGGCUUGGGGGUACACGGACACUGGGAUCUUUGUACUCUCGCUCCUGUGCCAUUAGAGAGGCCGCCGCUCCGGCAGGCCGGCCCCUCCUCCUCCUGGCUAUACUCAUGUUGCUCAGACUAUAUUUCAAAUAAAAACUCUUCUUACCAUGCA
Leopardus geoffroyi (Geoffroy's cat) is the source of this 5277-nucleotide messenger RNA. It is a transcript of the gene ZNF592, whose product is annotated as zinc finger protein 592. The record is from RefSeq and is a predicted model, not a curated record. The coding region runs from base 551 to 4396 and encodes 1281 amino acids. The transcript has 11 exons. NCBI's taxonomy places the organism in Eukaryota, Metazoa, Chordata, Mammalia, Carnivora, Felidae.